UGGUUCUGUUUUGCAUUCCAAUGUAUUUACGUUACUUUUUAGAGUAACUUUUAUUCUUUAGUUUAAUUAUUUUAGAACUUACUUAGUUUGUCUGUCAUGGCAUGUUUUUAGGUCGUUAUUAUUGAUUACUGUGGUGCAACGCUAAUGCAUGGGAUACGUUGUCAGUCAAAUUUAGGCAUGGAAGUUGAACUUCAGAAUUUAGCGUUGGUAGAAGUGGGAACGAAAGACCCGUGUGCUCUUCCUAUUCAGGUUCGAAUCGCAGUUAAAGAUGAUAUAGUACUUGCUGAUGCAUUAUUUACAAAAAUAUGCCAAAGAUGUGGUCUCGAAGCAUCCAGCUAUAAAUAUUUUACGCUGUGCAGAGGUGAAGACUACCCAGUUCGCAAAUACAGAUCAUCUGACAAAAUUCACAUUCCCGCUACAGAUCUGUGUUUAGAAAAAUGGUGUUUGAAUUCUAACAGUGAGAAGAAGUUAAUGAAGUCUGACCCUAAGGCUGUUCAUUUGUUGUUCAUCCAAGCCAAACACGAUGUUGCAUCAGGAAAAUUAAUAACGACAAGUGAAGAAAAAAUCAAGCUAGAUGAAUGCCUGGAUCCAGAAUUCCUAGUUGAAGAACAGUACGUCCUGAUGUGUCAGAAGCUGCCAGAUUACCAAACCAUACUGGUUCAGGGAUGUGUCGUUUGCGAAGAUGUCAUGUUGAAAUCUUGUGCGUUUGCCAGAAAUGAUAACGUGAAUAUUUUUGUAUCCAAGUAUGGCUUGAAAAUUGUUACAGAAAAUGUGGAAUACAUAAGCUUGUCUUGGUAUGAAAUUGUCAAGUGGGAAUAUAACAAAAAGAAGAGUGUUCUUUUAUAUGUGGUACACCCUGCAGAUGAAGACUACAAGAGUUAUCUUUCUUUAAAAUCUGUACAGGCAGAAUACCUGUUAGCAGCCACGUUUGAAGGCGUAAGGGAAUUGUUGGCUGAAGACAAAGAUGCAGAGCCAUUCCUUUCAUCAAUGGUAACCAAAACACCAGAGGGAGCCACUCAGUGGGAAAAUAGUUUGUUUUCUCCAAAACAAGCUCUGAUCUUUUCUUGAAACUUUGCCUGUGUCUGGAUAGUCUAUAAAAGUCACAGAAGGCUGGUGAUAUGAUUGCCUGAAGAUUCAUAGUCUUAAAAAUACAUAACAAGAACACUAGAUCAGUGUGUGUGAAAGUGAAAAUAGAUGGCACGUCCAGAAAUAUUUCUGAAGUGUUACCAUUGGUCCUGCUUUUGGUAGUGUCUGGCAGCCUGUUAUUUUACUUUUCUAAUAUAUUAGAUUUGCUUGAUGAAAUUUCAAACAUAAUGUAUGUUAGAUUUUUAAAAUACAAUUCAAAUAAUAGCAAAGUUGAUGUCACCUCGGAUGAUAAACCUGAGAGAUCUGAUGGAAGUCGGUGAUAUUAAUUAUCUCAUGUGUUCAGUGUUCAGGAAGGUAUGCUUUCAGCACUUACCUUGUGUCUACUUGAAGUACUCAUGGCAAGUUACCUAUGUUGAUUAAUUGUAUUUUAGACCUUGUUUUCUGGUAAUUGUAAAUGCUUACAUUGCAUAUUGCUUUACUGUAUUAGUUUUAUGAUAUUUUUAACUGAUGCAUUGUAUUUCUUAUUGAUUUUCUGUAUUCAUUUCUGUUUUUCCUAUUGACAACCAGUAUUAUUCUUGGAUUCAAUAAUAGGCAGGGAUUGAGUGGAGUUAAUUCCCAUUCAUGUGUCUUCAUUUUUUAAUUAUGUUUUUUUUUUUUUAAUUUUGGUCUUCAUAUUUGCUGUUAUUAAACAUGGGUGAAUACAAAUGAAUGGUGUGCAGGGUGGGUGUGUGUGCAGCACCCCCUCCCUUUUUUAAAAAAUAAACUCUAUAUUUUUUUAUGUAUAUGACUAAAAGUUUGUAUUCAACAUCCAGCACUUAGCACACUAAACAUAUUAUAUCCAUCCUUUUUCAAAUUCCUGUAUCCACCCGUUAUAGAGCUUUUGUAUGUUCGUUCUUUGAUUAUGUAUUGAUCUGAACCAAAUAUGUUGUGUGAACGAAGAUGGGGUGGUAAACAAAUGCAUAGCAACUAUGCACCACCACAUACUGAUGAAUUCCAUUAGAUCAAAAUGAAUUCCUUUCUUAGCUUGUGUUCAAAUAUUGUUUGGCGUAGGUUGUUUUUACAUGAAAAUGCUUUUAUUUAGCAUAUUUUUAAUAUUCAACCUGUCUAACGGAUAUUGAUAUAAAAUUAUCCAGGUUUUCUAUUGAUCUUUGUGUUAUAAGAGUGAUAUGGUUUGUUUAUGUAGUGAAUCAUUAAAUUUUAUAUUCAACUUACAACUGUAUAGUGUUGAAGGCACUGCAUAGUGUGAGCAAAAAUGUAAAUUGUAUAUACAUGUAUGGUGACCGUUGUGAUUCAACCCACCUAAUGUGUUCAGUAUUUAUGCUACAAAGAACAUUAUUUCAUCAUUUAUUGGAAUAGAUUCUGCUAUAACAUGAAUAUAUGAAUACAGGUAACCUUUACUGGGACCUGUAAAAUAAAUAUUGGUGUCAUGGGAAAAAUAAAAUAAAUCGGGGGUAAUUCCAGACGAGGCAAGCACCUCGUCUGCCUCAUGCUGGCUACUUUUGUAUAUACAUGUAUGUAUAAUUCCACUACUAAUAGAUAUCUUUUUUUUAUCAUCCAUAAAUCAUUAUUUCUAUUGCUGUGAUUGUAGUUGUAAUAUUGUUAACUAACUAUUUGUUAAUUUUACCAGUAAACCAUUUAUUACUAUUACUGUUUAAUAAUGUUAUUAUUAGUGUAAUGUUAUAACUAGUCGUAUGUGAAGUUUAUUGGUGUAUAACAAUUGUUUUACUAUAGUCAGUAAAGCAUUAUAAUAUUACUAUUACUGUGGUAUUAACUAAUAUUAGCAGCUAGCUACUUGUUACUUUUACCAGUUACUCUAGUCAUUAAUCCAUUAUUAUUACUGAAUAUAACAGUUACUGUAUAGAGAGAAUAUUAAACAAGCUACUAUGUAUUAUCAAGUUUUAAGUCCCGAGUGAAAUAUGUAUUCUUUGUCAUGAACUUUAGCGGUUAAACCAUUGCAUGGUAAUUUCUCAUUUGCUGGGGUAAUACUACAUUGUAUUAAUUAGCCAUUUGUAAAACCUGUGUAUUAUUGUUUUUAUUUAAGUAACCAAAAAUGUAUAAUUAUUUAUAUUUACCGUAAUGUAAUAUAUUGGUAACUAUAUUGCGAUUAAUUACGAAUCAACCGAAUCAGUUUUAUAAAAACAUUUUUAAUAUGUCAUAACUCAUCAGCAAUUGUAUUUAAUUGUUUGUAGAAAAAGAAUGGUCAGAGGCUGCUGUUUUGCUGUGUUUUUAUUUGGUACCAAAAUUAGAUAUUAAUUUUUAGAAAUCCAUGAAAUUUGACUUAAUAGCUUUAUAACAGUGAUUCACUUUGACAGUUUGUACUAGCUCUCACAGGUAGCUGACUGUAAAAAAUAAAACAGUAUCUUCAUCAACACGGUAGCAUAUUGUUUAUCCAUGGCUAUUUUAGUAUCACUUGGUAAUUGAUUCAUGAUCAAAGUGUGGAAGAAGAAAAGUGCUACACUAGCUACCUUAAUAUGUAGCAUUGUUUGUUUGAUUAGCAAGAGACUGACAGGGAAAAUUGGUGAAAGAAAGUAGUUAGUAAUAAUAAAGUACCAGUAAUAGUCACAUUUAAGUCCCUAGUAAAACAAUUUUAAAUUGUCAUGAGCUUCAGUGAGUGAUGAAUGAAACCUAUUUCACAAGGCACAUUUGAUGCUAAUAAAAGUACUUAAGGUUGUGCUAUUUUGUACAUUACCUAACUAUUUGUAUUGUUAUUUUCAUUGUUCAGAACUUCUGUUUGUAAAAAGUUUAGAAACUGUCGGAACCAUUAUACACACACAAUUCGUAGUAUCACUGUAUCUUAUGUGUUGUGUUGACAAUCAAAAUAUUUGUUAAAAAAAUUCACUAAAAUAUAUUUUUUAUGAUUAUUAUUAAAAAUGAUGGAAAAACA
Messenger RNA from Gigantopelta aegis, 3970 nucleotides. RefSeq lists its product as uncharacterized. Bases 145 to 1068 code for a protein of 307 amino acids. Lineage: Eukaryota; Metazoa; Mollusca; Gastropoda; Neomphalida; Peltospiridae. The transcript has 9 exons. The record is from RefSeq and is a predicted model, not a curated record.